AGGCACGCCUGCGCGCCCGCCCCCGCCCGGGCGGCGCCGGGGUGGCCCCCCGCGCACGGAUGCCGGGCGCCGGGCGGCCCCAGGCGGCCGCCGCCGCCCAGAGGAGAGCCAUGGGCCCCGAGUGCCGCGCCGAGCGCGCGAGACGGGCCCGCAGGAGUGUGAAGGCCUGGGCGAGGGCCGAGCUGGCCGCCGUAACCGCCAGCGAGCACGACGCCGUGGAGGCUGGAGUGGACGUCGGGCAGGCGCUGUACACCGUGCGGCACGUGGUGCGCGUCGCCACCGCAGCCUGCGCGGCCCUCUCGGCGCUGAAGCUGGCGGUGUACUGGCAGACGGGAUCCGCGGUGAUCCUGACCUCGGCGCUGGGGUCGCUGGGAGACCUCGCGGCGACGUGCGUCGCACGGUUCGCCGCCCGCCAGGUGGCCAGGCAGGACCGUGCCACCUACCCCGCGGGGCGGGCAAAGUUCGAGCCAGCAGCAGUGGCCUUGUUCGCGGCGUUCAUGGCCACCAUCAUGUUCGCGAACGCGUUGGGCAACGUCAAGGAGGUGUCGGAGAUCGACGAGGCGGCCAGGGAGAGGGCCGUGAGAUCGUUCUGGUCUCUGCUGAUGGGCGGGCAAGGCGAGACGUGGUCAUUACUUCAGCGAGGGCGAGGCGAAAGCGAGCCUCCGGCGUUUCAAUUCAAGCCAGGCGAGGGUUCGUUGAAUGGCACAUUCGACGCGGAUACAUGGCUAGAGGCCAAUGCAAACAUGCAGGAGACUAUAGAUUACGCUGGAUUCGUUGUACAACCGUUCUUGGAGUCCAACAAGGCGUGGACUGCCAUCGCUUUGUUAAGCUGCUGCGCAGUACUCAAGUUCGGUUUGUGGUUCUACUGCGUCAU
Molecule: messenger RNA, 874 nt
Organism: Prorocentrum cordatum
Lineage: Eukaryota; Dinophyceae; Prorocentrales; Prorocentraceae
Source: the annotation of a GenBank genome assembly